Messenger RNA from Dreissena polymorpha, 1146 nucleotides. RefSeq lists its product as uncharacterized. The transcript has 7 exons. The coding region runs from base 1 to 1146 and encodes 381 amino acids. The record is from RefSeq and is a predicted model, not a curated record. Lineage: Eukaryota; Metazoa; Mollusca; Bivalvia; Myida; Dreissenidae.
AUGAUGAUGCAAUACAGGCAUGAAGUAUCCGCGACAGAAUAUUUUAGUGCAAAGAGGGAGGAUAUUGUUCAUACCUUCAUCUGCAAUGACUGCCGCAACCGCCCUGCAACGCCUGACAUCAGCCUAAACACCAGCCUAAACUUAGAAAAUGUCGCGCAGUCGACUAUGCUUGAGGCAUCCGAGGAUCCUGCUUUGCUUCCACGGUUCGACAUUUCGCACGAUUUCGGAUUGUCCGACGUGUCAGCGUCAGAAGACAUAGCGCUCACCCGAACGUCCGAGUUCGAGCCUUUUGAUUUGACAAGAGCCGAAGUGCAACCGCCCGUUGUGAUCGACGAACGUAAUCUUCCAGAGCCAGCUGUAUCCGACAGUGUACUAACUCAGCCCGAAACCAUAGAAUACACCGUUGUAGGCGCAGGAACCAAAAGAGGCAAACCAAAGCUAGUUUCCUCCGAUGGAUAUUCAUUUACGUUUAAGAAACAGACAAAGAAGCAAGCUGUGUGGCGAUGCAGCGUGCGACGGAAAGCGUUCAUGUGUACCGCGUCGGUCACGCAAGAGAGUGACAUAUUUCAAGCGAAAGGGACGCACACUCACGCUGCUGACCCUUCGAUGCGAAAGAAAGUGGAAUUGAAACGUAAUUUGAAGACAGCGGCCGUGGCUGAUGUGUUCGCGGCCUCCCGUAGAUUGGUUGAUGACCAUAUGAAAGUUUUCGAGGCCACAGAUUUUAACCUGCCCAAGCCGCAGACAUUGACGAGGAUCCUCAACCGUGCCCGAGAAAAGCAUCGGCCAACAGAUCCAUCAUCACUUGACUUUGAGGUGGACACAAACUUCAUCGGAGAUGGUUUUCUACGCGGUGAUGUGCGUGUAGACGGGGAACGUCACCUCAUCUUCGCCAGCGACGAUCAGCUGAGCAGACUCCAGCAGUCAAACCGCUGGUUCGUCGACGGCACGUUCCACGUCGUCCGGAAUUUUUUAUCAGCUUCUAUCCGUGCACGCAUUCCUACGACACGAGGAUUGUCUGAAGCAGGUGCCUUUACUCUUCGUGUUGAUGUCACGCAGAUGGAAGGUAGACUACCUCGCCGUCUUCCGGCACAUUUUGGGUUUGUGGCGGGAAUAACCACAAGUCCAAGGAUUCGUAAUGGACUUUGA